AAACCAUUCCGCUUUCCAGCAAAUUAAAUUAAAUAAAGUUAGCUCUAAAUUAUGAGAGUCAUUUACAUAUUUUCAAUAAUAUUUUUCAUACCAAAUGGGGUUAAACUUUUUAGCAUUCCUAUCGUUAGUGACAUUCAGGAUAUGAUAGGACUUGCAAAUGAUAUUUUUAACAUAGUGAAUGGAGAUGUUCCAUUUAAAGACUUAAUUAGUCCAGAAGCAAAUCCUUUAGAUGAUGUGUUCAAGAAAAUUGAAGAUGUUACUGAGCAGAUAGAGAAUCUAGAUACGAAAUUAGACGAUGUAUUGGCAACAAUUAUUAGUCGACUUCCACUAGAAGACAAUAUUAAUACUGAUAUACGUGACCUCCAACAACUUAUCUCCACAGUCGAUGAAACAUACGACGAAUUUCUGGAAUACGCCGACGACAUAGAGGAUUUUAACAAUGAAACAAUCUUGGAGUUCAUUAACAAAAUUACUUCUACCAAGACCGGAAAUCUUCCAAGCAUACUGAGUUCAAUCUUCAACAUCAUUGUUCCUAAGAAAACAGCACUAUCUCGUGUGGGCCUCCUGGAGAACAUGAUCGAGAGAAGGAAGAUGAUGACUACUCUGGAGACGUGUGAUUCUCCGAUAUCAUUCCAAAAUCAGCUGUUCCAGAUCUACAAUUUGAUAUCAAUUACUGAAAUGAGAGCUUUUUUUAUGACUGCAUAUGCUUACAGAUUGAAAAAUGAAUACGAAAACGUCAAGUCAACUGGCGAAACCAAACGUGCACAGAGUGGAUUUAUUAUGAGAACGGACCAGUACUUGAUAGAGUUCCAGAAGAACGUAGCUAAAGCUGCGAGAGACAUAUAUCGCUGCGAUCCUAACAAACUGACCGAUAAAAAUACGUACAUCGAAUUUGAGGGGCUCUUCACGGCUUUCGUAAUGAAUGAAAUUCAAGCUUUUGAUGGUUCUUGCUCGAGAACUUGUCCGGAAAUUGAUAAAUGGUCAUAUAAUCUUUGCUAUUCCUUUGGUAAUUCUCGUUGGUGUCCAGCAACUCCUUGCAAUGGACACCUUUACCAGUGUGAGUGGAUCGGUGGUAAUGUUGAUAUUUGCGAGUAUACAGGUGAUACUGCGAAACGCUAUGAAUGGGUGCACUCCUAUGCGAAUGGAUGGUAUGGACAGAAGACAAAUUGUUCAGGAUCGAAACUGCAAAGUCUAAGUGACAAGGGUUCAGGAUUGUAUAACUGUGAUAUGUGUAUUUGUAAGUGUGAGGAAAUUCGGGGUGCCUCUAAAGCCAUUAGAACUUUUAGUUUACGUCGUCAACAGACCAACAUUUAUGAAAACAAAGUUGUCUCCGACGUAAAGUUUGUCCUCGAUAAUAAUGUAAUUCAUAUCCAAAUAGAAGAAUCACCUUUGUUACCAACUGGUCAAGUAGAUAGAAAUCAAUCAUCUUGGGUUCCUCUUGAAAAGUUCUCGUAUCUAUCGAAUACUCAAAAUGGAGGCUUCUGGAUAACAUCCACUACCAAUUAUGUUUUUACCGGAGACGAGGAUGUCGAUUAUGCGUAUAUUAAACAUAAUCGGAAAGUAUUGAAUCUUGAUACAAUAUCAGGUGGACCGAAUUACGUCCUAACAGGAGUCAAGUUAAGUCAUGCAGUACAGAUGAAAAAUGGAAAACGUGAAAGUAAAUCAUUAAGUCCACUUCAAUUAGAAGUUCGUGUCACACCAUUUGAUUAUGCUAAUGGUAAAUUAAACCCUACUAAUGACAAUCCAUCAAAGUGGAUCACAGCUCAAACUCAGCCUAAACCACCACCCGCAUAUUCUGAAAAAAGAGAAGAAAUCAAAAUAGGUAGUAAGACGUAUAAAUAUGAAACCGUACAGAAUUCUCCUAGUCUUGCGUCGAAUCGCUUCAUCAAGUUUCAACAAUCUUCCAUCUGGAGUGAUGCUGGUCAGAGCACGCUUCCUUUCCUAGACUCUAGAUCUACGGUUCCUGCUAGUCCUCUAGCACUCGAUGGUCUUGGUCUUAUCUACCGUGGUCACCCUAAAUAUGGAGGAUUUGUAGCUUUUAAAGCACUUACAAUCAAUCUAUCGAGUUUCAUGGAUUCAUCAUUGACUGAUGAACAGCGAGCAGAAUACACGAGAAGCUUCCGUCAAGGUAUCGCUAAUACACCAACUAAGAAGAGAAGGAAACAUAGAGGCCGGAAAAAGCACUGAUUAUAGAUAUCUUAUAUGUGAUGCAUAUUUUUAUCUAAAUUUAUCUAAACUCAGUAAACAUCGUUGGAUAAUGUAUCUAUUGUGUAACGCUAAUUAUCACGCUGGGAGCAAAAUUAUUGUUUUAAUUAUUAUCUAAUAAUUUGGAAAAGUUUUUGCAGGAUAAUUAUUUUAAUUGUAUUUUAUCAAAGGAAUAUAAUGAUUUAUUUCUCUAAAAAUAUUGAUAAAAAUUCAAGUAACAGAUGAAUCAAGUUAAAUUUUACAGCUUUAUUUCAUACGAUUGUGAUGAUAAAAAAAAAACAAUUAAUGGAAUAUUUAUAUAUUCUUGUAUUAUUUUAAAUUAUACUAUUACUCAGAUGUG
Chelonus insularis is the source of this 2545-nucleotide messenger RNA. RefSeq lists its product as uncharacterized. The transcript has 7 exons. The coding region runs from base 52 to 2187 and encodes 711 amino acids. The record is from RefSeq and is a predicted model, not a curated record. NCBI's taxonomy places the organism in Eukaryota, Metazoa, Arthropoda, Insecta, Hymenoptera, Braconidae.